Molecule: messenger RNA, 1658 nt
Organism: Aspergillus ruber CBS 135680
Lineage: Eukaryota; Fungi; Ascomycota; Eurotiomycetes; Eurotiales; Aspergillaceae
Product: CCCH zinc finger protein
Exons: 4
Coding region: 55-1446 (463 amino acids)
Cellular component (GO): nucleus
Molecular function (GO): metal ion binding
Source: RefSeq, a predicted model, not a curated record
AAAAAGAAAAAAAAAAAAAAAAAAACCAAGAGUGGUAUCUGACAUACACCCGACAUGUCUGAAGACCAAGAUCUAUUGUCCAAGAUCAGCCAGCUUGCUGGCCAGAUCAAUCGACACAAGAACCAAUCUACGCAAGGCCAGAAUGAGUUUGCCCCAGCUCCCUACGCGACGCGCCAUGACACCUCUCGCUGGGCACCGUAUCGAGGACGACCCUACGCGCCGCGGGGACGACCUGCACCUCACCGUCACCGGACUUUAGUUCUGAAUAACACGGCGGGGCCAGGACAAUCCUCUGGCUCGACUCCCACAUCUACACUUGGUGCUCCCGCGGCACAGAACAACGAGACGCCGACAUCGACGUCCAACGGAUGGGUUGCGAAACGCGAUCGCCAUAUGCAACUGAUCAACUCGGCAGUCUACGACAAGGAAGCACAAAUGAGGGCGAAAGCGAUGGAGGAUACUCGCAAAGCGAAGGCUCAGAAAAAGACACAGGUCGAACAGGCCAAGGUGCUCAGUUAUGCUCAGGGUGUUGGAAGACAGUUUCCGCCUCCUACUGUUGCUGCUGCGCCGGCCGCUGCUGCUCAUCCGGCGGGAUAUCAACUUUUCUUCAACGAUAUUCCGUUUAGAAUAGCAAGAGGUGGAAGCAAAUUGAUCCGCAUGUCCAGUGCGACCCCCAACGACUUUGACAUGACUUGUUAUUCGAGGACUGGCUUACCAGGAGCACCAGAUGAUCCGAAUACCGCCAACAAUACGCCGAAGAGAGUCUCCGUUGCGGGUGUUACGUUUGUCCGGAGCAAGAACGGAAAUCUUCAUCGACUUGGCGCAGUGGCUUCAAAAAGGAACCCCAUGACGGUCAAGAAAAAGAAUGAACUUUGCAAAAGAUUUACUACGACGGGUACCUGCUACAAAGGACCGUCGUGUUUCUACAUCCACGAUCCAAACAAAGUCGCAAUUUGCAAAGAAUUCCUGCAUGGAAAAUGCAGCGCAGGUAUUGAUUGCGAUCUUUCCCAUCAACCAUCGCCCCACAGAUCCCCUACUUGUCUGCACUUCCUUCGUGGUCGCUGCGCGAAUCCGGAGUGCCCGUAUGCUCACGUCCGGGUGACGCCUGGCGCACCUGUCUGCAGGAAUUUCGCAAACCUAGGCUACUGUGAGAAGGGCGCGAACUGCGAAGAGCGCCACGUGAACGAAUGCCCCGAUUACGCCAACACCGGAGUUUGCAACAGGAAACAUUGCCGUCUGCCUCAUGUGGAUCGGGCGGGUCAGAUGAAGAAUGCAGCCAUCAGAGCGGAAGGGCCCCAGGAUGAUGAGUCCGAUGCCUCCAGUGAGGAAGAAGAAUACGACGAGAUCGACUCUGAUGACGUCGACUCUGAUGAUGAAGACCCGGAAUUCAUCGAGGGCGUCGACACUGGCGAGCUCUCGCAGCAGCAGGAUUUUGUCCAUUUUUAGUUCUUACUGCAUACUAAUUGUAAAUACGUUUCUUUACGAUGGGAUUGGGCCGGUGCCACGACAUGUAUACCCGAUGGAGGCGGAUACCUACCACGUUGCAACGAGCUGCAUGAACACUGGAAGUUGCUUGGGGCGUUUAUUGGUUUUGUUAUGUAUCCGUAUCGAUACCUUGUUUACUGAUUAGGUAGCGUAUUGAAUGGAUCGUUCGUUUG